Messenger RNA from Iphiclides podalirius (scarce swallowtail), 1833 nucleotides. Lineage: Eukaryota; Metazoa; Arthropoda; Insecta; Lepidoptera; Papilionidae. The record is from the annotation of a GenBank genome assembly.
AUGGUUUCAAAGAAAAAAAAGAAGUAUUCAACUGGAGAAGGAGCACAGUUUAUGACGAGGAAAGCUGCUUUAAAAAAACUACAACUUUCCCUAAAAGAUUUUAGACGAAUUUGUAUAUUAAAGGGUAUUUAUCCCAGAGAGCCACGUAAUCGUAAGAGAGCUCAAAAAGGUGCUGGUGGUAUUAAAACUUUGUAUCACACAAAAGACAUAAAAUUUUUGCUACAUGAACCGAUAAUAUGGAAGUUACGAGAUUUGAAGGUCUAUCAACAAAAAAUUCGCCGAGCUAGAGCUACAAGAGAAUUUGGGCGGAUGAGAAAAUAUUUAAGGGACUACCCAUCCAUCAACAUAGAUCACAUUGUUAAGGAAAGAUAUCCGACAUUUGUUGAUGCACUACGGGAUCUUGAUGAUUGCCUCACUUUAUGCUUUCUCUUCAGUACCUUCCCUUCCUUAAAAAAAGUUCCCCGAAAUCAGUCUUUACUCUGUAGGAGACUCACGGUAGAAUUCAUGCAUGCGGUAAUAGCUGCUAAAGCCUUACGCAAAGUUUUUGUCUCAAUAAAAGGAUACUACUAUCAAGCUGAAUUUGAAGGACAAACUAUAACAUGGAUUGUUCCACAUCACUUUUCUUUUCAGCCACAUAGCAAAGAUGAAGUUGAUUUCAAGAUUAUGUCAACAUUUGUAGAAUUCUACACAAUGAUGCUUGGUUUUGUAAACUACAAACUUUUUCACUCUCUAAAUUUGGUUUAUCCACCCCAAUUAAGCCCAGGAUUCUCAGCAGAUACUGAAAAAGACCUUGUAGAUGAACAUGCAUAUGUUGCCGAAAGAAUUGCUGCUCUUAAUAUUUCUUUAGCAAAAGUUGUGGGUUCGAAUGAUGCUGAAGAAUUACCUGAGAUUGAUAUUUUUGAAAUUGAAGAUGGCGAUCCCCUUAAAUUAGAAGAGGCGAAACAAGAAGCAGAAAAAGUAAAAAAAUUGAAGACUAUGUUCAAAGGUUUAAAAUUCUUUAUAAACAGAGAGGUUCCAAGAGAGCCAUUGGUUUUUAUUAUAAGAUGUUUUGGUGGUGAGGUCUCUUGGGACAGGAACCACUUUGUAGGAGCCACAUUUGAUGAGAGUGACGAAUCUAUAGCUUACCAGAUUGUAGAUAGACCAAGUAUGGAUAAACAAUAUCUUUCAAGAUACUAUGUGCAGCCUCAAUGGGUUUUUGACAGUGUAAAUACACGAACACUGCUUCCAAUUAAUAAAUACUUAAUGGGAGCCGUUUUGCCCCCUCACCUAUCACCAUUUGUGGACAAGAUUAAAGACCAAGUGUACAUGCCACCAGAAGAAAGAGCAUUGAAGGAUCCUGACUUUAAACCACUAGAUAAUGAUGACCCAUCUGGAAGUGAAAUUGAAGAAGCCAGUGAUGAAGAUGUGGAAGAGAAAAGUGAGAAUGAUUCUGAAGAAGAUGGUGAAACAGCACUAGCUCGACAAUACCAACAAGAGAAAGCAGAAGAUUCACCCUCAGAAGAUGAAGAAGAUGAUGAAAACAGCUUAGAUCCUGAAAAAAAGAAACUUGCUAGAGAGAAGAAAAAGGCCAUGGCAGUUACAAGUGGUGUUCCACAUAAAGAACAUCCAUAUAAAAAAGAAAUAGAAGACAAACAAGCAUUUAGACUAAGAGAAAAACUAGUACGCAAAAAGCAUAGAAAUCUUUACAAGAGUAUGAAGGCAGGUCAAGAGAAGAGGAAAAAGGAAAUAUGGCUGUUGAGAAAGAAGAGACGUCUUCAUGACGAAAAAGUGAAAGAAGAAAAGAAAGCAGAGAAGCGUAAACAGAAGAAACAAGCACUUGAAACUGCUUUAAAU